This is a messenger RNA of Populus nigra (black poplar), 889 nucleotides long. Its product is annotated as 11-oxo-beta-amyrin 30-oxidase-like. The record is from RefSeq and is a predicted model, not a curated record. Bases 38 to 757 code for a protein of 239 amino acids. Lineage: Eukaryota; Viridiplantae; Streptophyta; Magnoliopsida; Malpighiales; Salicaceae. The transcript has 3 exons. Gene Ontology annotation, molecular function: oxidoreductase activity, acting on paired donors, with incorporation or reduction of molecular oxygen; heme binding; iron ion binding.
UUCUCUUAAUGCUCCCAUCAAUAAAAGAGAGCAAGCAAUGAGUGCUGGUGAAGAUGCAAAGAAUGACUUGUUGGGUUUACUUCUGGAAUCCAAUUUUAGAGAAAUACAAGAGCAUGGAAAUACCAAGAGCGUCGGAAUGAGCAUUGAAGAUGUGAUUGACGAAUGUAAAAUAUUCUACGUUGCUGGACAAGAAACAACCUCAGUUCUUCUUACCUGGACCAUGGUUUUAUUGGCUCAGUAUCCGAAUUGGCAAGCACGCGCAAGAGAAGAGGUUGUGCAAGUCUUUGGUAACAAAACACCAGAUUUCGAUGGGCUAAAUCACCUUAAAGUUGUUACCAUGAUUUUGUAUGAAGUUCUUAGGUUAUACCCGCCGGUAAUUAUGCUUAAUCGAGAUGUUCAUGAAGAAAUAAAGCUUGGAAAUUUGCUAUUACCUGCCGGAAUGCAGAUCUCGUUGCCAACAAUCCUCCUUCACCAAGAUCAUGAACUAUGGGGUGAUGAUGCCUCUGAGUUCAAACCAGAGAGGUUUGCUGAAGGUGUUUCAAAGGCAACAAAGAGUCAGGUCUCAUUCCUUCCAUUUGGAUGGGGUCCUCGAAUAUGCGUUGGACAAAACUUUGCUUUGAUUGAAGCAAAAAUGGCUUUGGCAAUGGUUUUACAGCGCUACUCUUUUGAGCUCUCUCCGUCGUAUAUUCAUGCUCCUCGCACAGUCAUAACUCUUCAGCCACAGCACGGUGCUCCAAUGAUAUUACGUAAACUCUAAAAUGUUUAUAUGUGACGGGUAAGAGUUAUCCCAGGGUAUAAAGGAGGCUGGAUCUCCCAAUAAACCAAACCAAAAAGAUUAUUUGGGGUGUUUUUUUUUUUUUUCAUAGUGAAAGGACUUUUUCAUUUCUAA